Messenger RNA from Penicillium roqueforti, 795 nucleotides. Its product is annotated as Rab family GTPase. The coding region runs from base 1 to 795 and encodes 264 amino acids. NCBI's taxonomy places the organism in Eukaryota, Fungi, Ascomycota, Eurotiomycetes, Eurotiales, Aspergillaceae. The transcript is spliced from 6 exons. Gene Ontology annotation, molecular function: GTP binding; GTPase activity. The record is from RefSeq and is a predicted model, not a curated record.
AUGGCUUCCCGACAAGCAGCAGGAGCCCGCCCGGGCGCAAGAUUUGCCCAGUUCAAGCUCGUCCUUCUUGGAGAGUCCGCCGUCGGAAAGAGUUCGCUCGUCCUCAGAUUCGUUAAAGACCAAUUCGAUGAUUAUCGCGAGUCGACGAUCGGAGCCGCCUUUCUGACACAGACCAUCUCCCUCGAUGAUAGCACCACAGUCAAGUUCGAAAUCUGGGAUACCGCUGGCCAGGAGCGGUAUAAGUCGUUGGCUCCGAUGUACUAUCGCAAUGCCAACUGUGCUGUGGUUGUCUAUGACAUCACCCAAGCUUCGUCGCUAGACAAAGCCAAAUCAUGGGUGAAGGAACUUCAGCGCCAAGCGAAUGAGAACAUUGUGAUCGCCCUAGCAGGCAACAAGCUCGAUCUUGUCACAGAAAGCCCUGAUAAGCGAGCAAUUCAAGAGGCUGAUGCCGAGGCCUACGCACGUGAAGCGGGCCUGCUUUUCUUCGAGACCUCUGCUAAGUCCUCGAUAAAUGUCAAGGAACUAUUCACCGCCAUCGCCAAGAAACUACCUCUGGAUCAGGCCGGUCCUCGGAACUUGCGAGCGACCCCUCGGCCCGGCGUUGACUUGCGACCAGAGGCCCCCGGAACUCAGGGUGCUGUGCGCCCUCGCCUCACCCACCGUUUGAGAAGGCCUAAGGCUACACAUCCCAGCAUCUUUCAACGGUGGUAUAACUCUGUGACUUUCUAUGAUUUCGCCAAUGUCAUUCCAUCGGACUCUGGCACCAUUCCCUACCGCUACGGAGCCGAGGGAUAG